AUGGCUAUAUCUCUUAGAUUUAAUCAUCACGUCCUCACAUCCCUUUUCAUAGCCAUAACACUAGCCACAGUCAAGUCAGUCCAUACAACAACAGAAGCAACAACAACAACAACAAAUACAGAGUUCGUAAAAUCAUCAUGCACUUUCACAGCAUACCCAAGACUCUGCUUCGCUUCACUCUCAACUCAAGCCAGUCUCAUCCAAACAAGCCCCAAGCUCAUGGCUCACGCGGCUCUCAACAUCACACUAGCCUCGGCCAAAGCCACAUCAGCAAUGAUGGUACGUUUCUCGAAUAGUAGUCGGCUCAAGCCAAGAGAAGUCUCAGCCAUGGGAGACUGCAUCGAGGAGUUAGGUGACACGUUGGAUGAGCUUAGGAAAUCGAUUGGUGAGAUGGGUCAACUAAGUGGUUCGAACUAUGAGGUUUACAUGAGCGAUAUACAGACUUGGGUCAGUGCGGCUUUGACCGAUGAGAACACGUGUACGGACGGGUUCGAAGGAGACGACAUGAACGGGAAGGUCAAGGUUUUUGUGAGAGGGAGGAUUUUGGUUAUUGCUCAUCUUACGAGUAAUGCUUUGGCUUUGAUUAAUCACUUUGCUUCUAUCCAUGGCUAA
This is a messenger RNA of Microthlaspi erraticum, 612 nucleotides long. The record is from the annotation of a GenBank genome assembly. Lineage: Eukaryota; Viridiplantae; Streptophyta; Magnoliopsida; Brassicales; Brassicaceae.